Pseudozyma flocculosa PF-1 is the source of this 5499-nucleotide messenger RNA. RefSeq lists its product as uncharacterized. The transcript has 3 exons. NCBI's taxonomy places the organism in Eukaryota, Fungi, Basidiomycota, Ustilaginomycetes, Ustilaginales, Ustilaginaceae. The record is from RefSeq and is a predicted model, not a curated record. The coding region runs from base 1 to 5499 and encodes 1832 amino acids.
AUGGACUUCCACUUCGGCACGCCCUCUCGGCUCGAGAGGCAGAUCGCACAAGACCUGAUGCAGGAUCAGUCCGAGCUCGAUCUCUCCCUGCCAGGCGGCGCGGCAGCUGCCAACGGCAGCAUGUCGACCUCUACCCGACACCCUCUGACCAGCUACACCAACAACCACGCUUCGUACUCGCGUGCAUCUGCUUCGUCGGCCGGAUCCUUCCGCGACGACCCCAGCUUCGAUAUCUCAAACAACCCUGGCCCUCUCAAGGAGGCACAGAAGCCACCGCCAUCUCUCGCUGCAGCCGUAGCGAGAUCUCACAACCCGCAGCAGAGCCCUGUCCAGGCUAAAGAGAAUGUCCAGCCUCGUCCGGGCUCUUCGCAGUCGUCGUCCGCCUCGUCGUCGGCAGGGCCUAGAGCAAAACACGGCUCGGCGCCGCCAGUCGAGGAAGAGCCCGAGCAUGGCAUUCCGCCAUUCUCAGCGUCCUCGUCGAUCUCUAUGGACCAGAACGCCGACAACUCCCGGACGCAUCAGUUUCCCGAUCCGUACGGCCACCUCCGGGCGCCUUCUCCGCCUCUGACCUCGACGCCACAGAGAGCGGGCCCCGCAUCGACUGUCGGCUCACGCUCACGCACCACCAUGACGAUCCGCCAGGCCCACUUCGGCGACGCGGGCGGACGGAGUGUCAGCCGGAGUCGGGGCACCGCAUUCGACAGCACAUUGGGCUCAACCACGCAGGGCGCAAAGUCGCUGCGUUCCGCGUCGUCAGCGCUCGAGGAUCUGACUGAGAGCUCCAUUGCCUCCGAGGACAGGGACGUCGAUCAGGACGCGGCCGCGACGGAUGGAGCCGAUGCCGUCUCAUCCAGACGUACGCCGGCGGCGGCCAGGGACUUUGUCGUUUACGACACUGUGUCGGCGGCGGCUCCCUCGGAGACAGAAGAGGGUUCGGCUGCCGAUGCCGACGCAGAUGCCGAGGUCCAGACGGGCACUAUGCACCUCUCAGAGAUCGAUCCUCAAACGCAAGACGGCACAACCGCGCCCGGGGUCGAUGUGCCUGAGUCGCCGCGGCAGCCCGAUCCUCGUGACAGCCCUCUCGCUGAGAGCUCCGGAAGCGACUGGAGGAGGCGAAGGGAGGCGCGGAGGCAGCUGGGCGAUGUCAACGAUGAGUCCAUGAUCGACGACGAGGAGGAAGACGCGACCCGAGCGCUAGCCGCAUCGCACACAGACACGCAACCAACGACGGCAGAGGCGAUGGGUGCAUCGGGGUCCACUGCCCAAGACGACUCGUCGUCAAUGCCGCCGCCGCCGCCUUCGAUCGACACCAGCGGUCAGACUGGGGCCGACGUCGAUGGCGAGAGGAGCGCCACCACCUUUUCCAGCCCAGCCGCAGCGCGACUGGCUCGUCAGGCCGACCGAGUGGUGCUUGGCAAGAGCAGGCUGGGGCGGGAGCUCGAUGCAGGCGUCACGCCAUCUCGUGUCCCUCCUCACGAAGGCUCGUCGCGCCCAGGCACGGGUGAAGACGUCGAUGCGGGGGCCGUCAAUGGGGCAGCGACACCCCGAGCACAGACGAGCGCCGCCGACCACGAGAAGAUGAAGGCGUAUCUGCUCAAUAGCGUCAAGGCGACUGCGACCAUCGGGAGCAGCCGGAAGGAUACGCGCAUCCGCACCCUCGAGCGGCUGCAGGCCCAGGCCAUCCUGAGCCAAACGCCGGCCCGCGUCCCUGAGGAGACCCCGCAAGGUGACGAUGAGACCUCGCCAUCAAGCGCCGACGCCAUCACGCCCAGGCACCGGAUGGACAGGCUCGGCAAAGCCAACACGUUUGCGGCCGGGCGGACGCCUUUGCCAAAGGGCGGCAUCGCUGAACUGCUGCGUCGGGGAGCUUUGUCGCGCCUGGGCGACACCAGUGACCGCUCCGGCAGCAUGCAGAGCCAGGUCUCGCCUUAUGCUGCGUACGACGGCUCGUCGCGCGGCGGCCAGGACAACCAGACCAUCCUCGAGUCGCUCGCCGGCCUGUCCGAGGCGUCCUCGAACGACCUGACAGCCCCACCUCAGACAUCCGUUCAUGGACCUUUAGGCCUUCGUGCCAACACCUCCUUCCCCGGCCUCGGCGCGGCCGAGGUAGGCACGGAUGCCAACGCGGCGGCGCGCCCUCGCGUCGACCCUUCGCGGCUGGCCGUCUACCAGAGCAAACUCAACGCCAGACUCGAUGCGGAGAACGACGAGCUGAAGAGGGAGCGCGACGAGCUUUCGCGGCAGCUCGAGGAGCUUCGCAGGCAGAACGGAGAGCUGCGCCGCGGAUCCACUUCUGAAAGCGUCUCCACCGACAUGAAAGCUGCCGGCUCUCCUUUGCCUGGAGCUCAGAACAACGCCGCGGAGGAUCUCCUCGCCGAGCGAGAACGCGCCAAUGCGCUUGACAAGGAGGCUCAGGAGCUUGCCGAUCUGCUGGACGAGCGCGAGCGUGAGAUCGAGACGCUCCACGCCGAGCUCGAGCAGGUCCGCAACGGAGCCGAUUCCGCCGACGCCCAGGGCGAUCGGGACCCUGCUGGCGACGAGAGGAGCGGACGGUCACAAGCAUCGAACGACGGCGAGACCGCGCAGCUCCGCUUUGAGAUCGAGGAGCUGCAGGCCCAGCUCAAGGAAAGGGACGAGGACAUCAUGGACCUCGAGGACCGGCUCGAAGACGAGCGCAAGCAGUUUGAGCAACAGGUCCAGCAAGCUAAAGCCUACUCGUUUGAGACCCUCGAGAAGGUCGAGGCCGCUCGGGACGAGGCGCUCGAUCGUGCCGACCGGCUCGAGAACGAGCUCGAGGAGUCACGCCAGGCCUGCGAUCGCCUGCGCGCCGAACUCGACUCCCAGCAGGCCAGGGCAGAGGGCAGGGACUCGGCAGAGACCGAGAACGUCGAGCUCCGGCAGCAAGUGUCUAGUCUCUCGCGCAAGGCCCAGCAGCUCGAGCGGGAGGUCGAGACUGCACGCUCCGAGAGCAAGGAAGCGUCGGAUCGCGCCAGCGAGCACGCUGAGCGUGUGCAGGCGCUCGAGAGGCAGGUCGAAGCCUGGAAGGCCGAGGUGGCUGACCUCGAAGCUGAUCUCGAAGAGGAGCGACAUCGGGCGGAGCGGGCGGACGACGAGCUAGCCGCGUUGCGAGCCGAGGAGCAAGACCCCGACGCCACCGCCAAGCGGUCCGACCUCACCCGCAGCGUCGGCAGUCAGAGAUCUCGCUCGAGCGCCGACAGACGAGCGGCAUCGCUUGAGAGGCAGCUCACCUCGGCCCGAGAAACGAUCGAGCAGCUUCAGUCCCAGAUCGAAGGCCGAGCGUCUUCGCCCACGUCCGAGGCCGACAACGUCCGCGCCAAAGAUCUCGAAGUACAGCUGCUCAAGAAGCAGAAGAGCGAGCUUCAGCUCCGCGUCGACGAAUACCGCAAGAUGAUCAGCGCCGGCGUCGGCAGUAGCUUGGCCCUCCUCUCGCAGCAGCAGCAAGAACAGGACCAGGAGAUGGCCCGAUCCGGCGACAAAGGAUCGAAGCUCUCGCCAACGACGCCGGGAGGCCGGUCGCCUCUCCCCAAGUCGGUCCUGAAUCUCCGCCACAUCAGCCCGAUGAAGACGCCGAGGUCGCCCGCCCCGCUCAGCGAGGCAUCGUGGCUGUACAACGAGUCCAGCCUUGGCGGUGCAGGUGUUGCAGAGAGGAUCGCCUUCCUUGAGUCGGCGCUGGACGAGGCCAACGCCUCGAUCGAUGCCAAGCUGCAGAAGCUCGACAGCGCCGGCGUGGCCCACCUCACGUUGGCGGAACGCCUAGAACGCGCCAACCAGAGGAUCGCCGAGCUCGAGGCGGAGCUGGAGCGUCUGAGGAUGCGAGCGAGUGCGGCGGCUGGAGCUGCCGGCAGCUCCAGCUUCUCGGUCAGCGACAGCCCCAACAAGAGCACUCGCAGUGCGGUGCAGCGGCAGAGGGUGUUUGCCGACGUCCACGCGCAGCUCGAGGCACUCAAGAGCCGAUGGGCCAGCGACCACGACCAGCUCAAGACGCGCGAGGCCGAGGUGGAGCGCCGCGAGCACGAGCUCGCCGACCGCAGCCGCGAGAGGCGCGAGUAUCGCGGCGUCCUCGCCGAGCUGGACCGGUUCCGGACGGCGGCCGCCUCGCUGCAAGAUGACCUGCACGCCGAACAGGUGCGCCAGCGCGAGAUGCUGGCCAAGUCCAAGGCCACGUCGCAGGAGAAGGCCGACAUCGAGACGAGGCUGAUGAGCACGCAGAGCGAGCUCGACGCCGUCAAGCGGAAGCUGCAGGACAAGAUGGGCGGCCUCGAGAGCCUCAGUCGGCAGCUCUUCGACAAGUCGACCCGAUCGGAUGGCUCGGAUCCCCGGAGCCGGUCCGGCAUGCAGGCGCAGGUCGAUGCGCUGUCGCAGCAGGUCGAGUCGGCCCAGGCGCAGGUCGAGGAGCUCAGGCAGGAACGCCACGACCUCCUCUCGCAGCGCGCCGAUCUGCACGCCAAGUUCGCCAAGGUCAACGAGCGGUACGAGUCGGUCGCGGCCGACCUCGCCGUGUCGAGGCAGGCGCUCGCAGCGCACCAGGCUCAGCUCGACGAGCAGAUUGAGCAGAUGGAGGCGACCCACGCCGCGCUGCGGAGCAAGCGGGCCGAGUACGCCGAAGUCGUCGGCGAUCGCGACAGGCUGCGAGCCGAGCGCGACGACAUUGUGCGCGAUGUUGGGCGCUUCGAGAGCGAGCUGCGCAGGGUCAGGCGCGAAGCCGACAGGCAGGGCAGCGACCUCGAGGCGCUGCGGGCCGAGCGCGAGCGCGCCCAGCGGAAGCGCGAGAAGGACGACGAGGACAAGGAGCGGCAGCGCGCGAGGGACUUGCAGCAGGUGCAGGAGCUCGUCCGGCAGCUCAAGCUCAAGACCAAGGAGGUCGAGGACGUCAAGGCCAAGCUCGAAGAAGCCGACCGCAUCAGAUCCGCCGCGCCACCGCCCUACGUCAGCUCGUCGCAUCAAGCCGCAGUGGCGCAGCAGCACCUCCUCGAGCUCCGGGCGCAGCACGCGCAGGAGUGCAAGGGGCUGAUGCUGCAGAUCCGCUACCUCAAGGCCAAGCUGACGCGCGAGAGCGACCUGCGCUCCGACCUCGCCCACCAGAAGACGUACAUCACCCUGCUGCUGCGCGGCCUGGUCGAGGUCGACGACGAGAUCGACAGCCUGCUACUCCACCUCCGCAUCGAGGGCGACGAGCGGCGGCGGCAGAGGGACGACAUGGUGGCGCGCUUCAACCCGGCCAGGAGGCGGUGGAACGUCGCCAUCAAGGCCGUCCGCGCUGGCGUGAGGAUGAGGAUGAUGGCGACAAAGUGGCAGAAGGCAUGCGAGAUGAAGAACUCGCUCGCCGACGCCCACCAGGCCGUCCGCCAGAGAAGAAAGGACGAGGCAGAGGCCAUGGCGCGAAAGGGCGCCGGCGAGGGCGACAAGCACGGCCACCUCGCUGCCCCUCGUGCUCGCCGUGCCCCCGCCAGCCAGCCCUCUGCCACCACUCGUCCUUGA